Molecule: messenger RNA, 455 nt
Organism: Saprolegnia diclina VS20
Lineage: Eukaryota; Oomycota; Saprolegniomycetes; Saprolegniales; Saprolegniaceae
Exons: 2
Source: RefSeq, a predicted model, not a curated record
ACGACACCGCUCAGUGUGUAUCGCUUGCACCUCCCUACUCUACGAUCGACUCGAUGUCGACGUCCCUCGCCCGCUACGAGCGCGCGGAUUCGCUCGGCUCGGACAUUGUCAUCUCACCCGUGCCUGAGCUCUCGGACGAAGACGAGAAAGCGGCCGACACGGCGCUAGUCACGACAGCCUAUCGGUACAAGAAGGCGACGAUCAUCGUGGCAACGUGCGUUGUGGGACUCGUCGCUGGCGUAACGAUUGCGGCUUUUGCAUCGAGUGGCGGGAAGGAUGCUGGUGUCGGCGCGGGCUUUGCUGAUCAAGACCCGUGGACGCCAAUGACCACCGCUCCCAUCUUUGCAUAUGCCACCAACGAUGGCAAUCGUACAACACACAAUUAACGAGCUAGUAGUAUGAUCAAAGCGCUGCAUGGGCACCACGCAUAUGCAUCCCGCACGUGGCUCCUCGUU